GCAACAUCAUCGCGAGGGGCGUCUUGGACGCGUGCAGCCGCUAGAGGCGCUACAUUCGCCACUUUGCUGAACAAAGAACGCCUCCACUUCUCGGCACGUCCGCUCUGAAAGGAAUGGUUCGACUCUCUCCACCGCGAUCUGACAUCGCCGCCUGAAGAACUCCUCCUCGUGGUGAACAUCGUCACCUCCAUCAUCGCGCUCCCCAUCAUCUCACGGUCUUCUCACCCUGAUGCUUUGCAUGUUUAAGGGUAAACAUAUCCGACAUCGGACCAUGGCCUGAAAGGUGAUGUUCUGCACUCUGAAGAUGAUGGCUGCAGUCUGCCUGCUGCUGCUGCUGCAGCUGCUACUGAAAUUCCUCAAUGUUGGUGAGCUGGGCUCGGUAUGAACAUCCCUCAAGCAAUCCCAUCCGUCCUGCUCCUGCUACUCCACUCUGCAUUUUGUUCGUCAAGAGUUCUGCCGCGGAACGUGUCAAACACAUCGUCAGCUGGACACACGGAUGCGGAGGCAGUGACGACACCUCAAAUGCACACCGACUUGUGGAUAUCUCCAAGAGUCAUGCUUGAUGAGGUGCAGAUGCUGAAUUGGACAGGAACUCAGAAGGAGCUGCUUCCUGUAUCCGCAAACCAUGAGUUUGUCAUCAGCAAGUGUGGGAGGGUGGUGGAACAGAAAACCGACGUGGAUAUCCUGGAGAUUGUUAUCACCGUCAUGUAUGUCGGUGGAAGUGAUCUCUUUCCUGAUCAAGGAAGAAUGCUGCAGGUUCGAGACAACAUUCAAGGACUCAAGCUGCUGCAGCCACAGCAACAGACAUCAGCCAGCCAGGACUAUCAGGAAUUCGAUAUUGACCUCUCCAACAAAAAUGUGAUGAAGGUGUCUUAUAUCGCUACUCUGGAUCCUGCCUUGGCUCUGGAUGGAGUGAACAUUUCACUGGCAGCUUCUGUGAUAAGAACACAGUCUGGUACUGAAGCUGAGAUUGCAACAUCGACACUAUUCAUCAUGCAAGUAGCCAAAUUUAAGACCACCCCACACCAUGGUCUCCAUUUUGUAGGAUUUGUGGUGGCAUUUGUGAUGGUGGGACUGGCGGUCGUAUGCAUAUCCCUUCUAAGACAGAAUAAAUGUUGGGGUGCAUGCUCCAAAUCCACACAGAAUACACAGGUGCAGCAGGAUGUGCAGAGUGCGUGUAGUGGAUCAGUGUGUGCAGGGGAAGGGCAGAUGACCAGUGCCAUGGCCUCUCUCCCUGUGGAGCGGCUGGAGAGCGAGGGGCUGUGCAGGGAAAGGAAGGAGGCCGUGGACAUGCUUGCUCAUGCCAUACUGGAGACAUUUGGCAAAACUACCCAGCCUAUACGGUGUUUGGACCUUCAUGAUAUUGAGAGCCCUAUACAGGCAUAUGGAUUUUUGAGCCAGCUCAUAGAGAAGUUUGACAUUCCAAGGGACGCUGUGCAGCAUGCUCUUCGCUUGCUUUUGCCUCUUCAUAGCAUGAAGCAGCUUCAGGAAUUACUUCGGCUUGUUCACCCAAACACGUGCUCUGUGCCUAUCAGUGCCUCUGCAGUUGGUGUUCAUAAAGAAGGUGUGGAUGUAGCUGCGUUCCCCGUGGCAGCAGGGCUGGUGGAACAUGUCCGAGCUUCUCUCCUUGCCUCAUGUAGGCAGAAUGCCAAAGUGAACUCUCCAAGAAGGAAGCAAAGAACGUUAAAAGAGGCACAACUGCAGCCAGCCAAGUUGGUUUCUCCGAGCCAUUCGCACAACAAAGAUAUGGCACUGCAGCCAUCGCAGUUGAAGUCAUCGGAGCCCAGUCUGGAGGGUGAAACGUUGAUACUGGAUUCCUCCGGGACUCGGGAGCGGAUUUUUGUUUUCCGCUCACAACCCGAAGAAGAGAGCAAAGCUGUAAUUUUUCAUAAGAAGAAAAAGAGGAACUUUUUGAAUUAUAAAUCUUCAAAGAUUAUGGAUGUCACAAUGUAAAUAACCUAUUUAAUGGCCAACAGAUUGCUAAAAACUUUUAAUGUAGAAAUGAAAGGACUGAUUAUUUUAAUGUGCUGUAGAUCCCAUUCAACCCACUAUUGUUUUGAUCCUUUUAACAAGUUCACCAUUUACCUUAAUAGGUCCUUGCUAAAUGUGCAGAUCCACAUAAUGUGUAUCUCUGAUAAAUUGUAUCACAUGUGUAGUGUCUUGUAAAAUCACUCAGACUGACACGUUGUGCCAGGUCACCUGCUUACACUUUAUUAGCCUAUUCUUGCACCAGUUGUAGGCACGCCUAUCACUGUCUGUACGGUCACUUCUGUUAACCAAUUCCUACUCUCAUCUACGUUACACCUCGCUAACCUGCACACAGCAGCUCUUGCUCUCGGCAGCUGCGCACUCAAGGCUUCGCACACAGCAGCUCUCACACAGAGGCUUGCACUCAGCCUCUCACACAGAGGCUUGCACACAGCAGCUCUCACACAGAGGCUUCGCACACAGCGGCGCUCACCCAGAGGCUUCGCACACAGCAGCUCUCACACAGAGGUUCGCACACAGCAGCUCUCACACAGAGGCUUGCACUCAGCAGCUCUCACACAGAGGCUCGCACACAGCAGCUCUCACCCAGAGGCUUCGCACACAGCAGCUCUCACACAGAGGCUCGCACACAGCAGCCCUCACACAGAGGCUUGCACUCAGCAGCUCUCACACAGAGGUUCGCACACAGCGGCGCUCACCCAGAGGCUUCGCACACAGCAGCUCUCACCCAGAGGCUUCGCACACAGCAGCUCUCACACAGAGGCUCGCACACAGCAGCCCUCACCCAGAGGCUCGCAGACAGCAGCUCUCACACAGAGGCUCGCACACAGCAGCUCUCAACCAGAGGCUCGCACACAGCAGCUCUCACACAGAGGCUCGCACACAGCAGCUCUCAUCCAGAGGC
Messenger RNA from Petromyzon marinus (sea lamprey), 2893 nucleotides. NCBI's taxonomy places the organism in Eukaryota, Metazoa, Chordata, Hyperoartia, Petromyzontiformes, Petromyzontidae. The record is from RefSeq and is a predicted model, not a curated record.